CCGAAAGCGGCGGCGCUUGCGCUUCCUCGCCCGCGCUGCUCCCCGCUCGGAGCCGCGCCCCGCACCUCCCCCCGCCGCCCCGGUCCGGCGUGCGGCGAGCUCCGGCUCAGGCAAGGUUAAUAUAGCCAAGAACUGACAUAUAAUUAAGUAAAAUUCUGGAAAAGAUGAGAUUAUAGUCUACUGCUAUAAAUGAAUAAUCAUUUGGAAAUAGAAGGAUGACAAGAUAAGAGGCUUUGGCUCCUUUUAACACCUAAACUGAAGCGCGGCUUCCAUGGCCUGUGAGGAACUCACUGCUGUCUCGGGCAUCUUUACGCGCCAGAACUCUGCUAGUGCUGUUUCUCUGGACUUCGAACCCAACACUGACUACAAGUUUGUGGAAACCUUAGAGGACCGGUACAAGUGUGCCUACUGCCACUUAGUCCUUCACAAUCCCCACCAGACAGGAUGUGGGCACCGGUUUUGUCAGCAGUGCAUUCUCACUUUGCGAGAACUGAAUGCAGUACCCACAUGUCCUGUCGACAAAGAAACAAUAAAAAUGCACGAGGUAUUCAAGGACAACUGUUGUAAAAGAGAAGUUCUCAACUUGUACGUGUUCUGCAAAAACUUCCCUGACUGCAAUUCAAAAAUAAUUCUGGGGCGGUAUCAGGAACAUCUUCAGCAGUGCUUGUUUGAAAGCGUGCAGUGCACUAAUGAUGGAUGUUGUGAUCAAAUCCUUCGGAAAGAUUUGAAAGAUCAUUUGAAUCAGCACUGUAAAUUUCGAGAAGAAAUGUGUCAGUACUGUAAUAAACACGUGGUGUUAAUGAACAUAAAGAAUCAUGAGGAAAAUGACUGUCCUGAUUAUCCCAUGCCUUGUCUCCAAAACUGUUCACAGAUAAUUCUGAAAAAGGAGAUUGAAAAGCAUCAUACUGUGUGUCCUGAGACUGAAGUGGACUGCCCAUACAAACAGUAUGGCUGCCAUAUAAAGGUGAAAAGAGGGAAACUUGCUGAACAUGAAAAUGGUGCCCUGCGGGAACACAUGCUGCAGAUUUUAGACAAGAAUUCUAGAUUGGAAGAACAAAUCUCUGACCUGUACAAGAGCCUGGAAUGUAAAGAGAUUAAAAUCCAGCAGUUAGCAGAGGCUGUUAAAAAGUGUGAGAAAGAAUUCAGACAGUUUACACAACUGUUUGGUAAAAAUAGCAACUUGAUGGUAAGCACACAGGCUCUUGCCAGUCAUCUGGAUAAGUCUGCUCGACUGGAAUCGCAGGUGAAACAGCUAAUACAGAUGGCAAACCAACAACAAAGUAAAUUAGACUUGAGACCCCUGUUUGACACAAUUGAAAAUGUAAAACAGAAGAUUGCCCUUAUGGAGACAUAUGAUCAGCGCUUAGUUGUUUUGGAAAGUCAGUCCAGCAAACAUGAUCUCCAGAUCAAUAUUCACAAAGCACAGCUCAAUAAAAACGAAGAACGAUUUAAGCUUUUGGAAGGCACAUGCUACAACGGGAAAUUAAUUUGGAAAAUCACAGACUACAAGAUGAAGAAAAAAGAAGCAAUGGAAGGUCGUGUCCUCUCCAUCUUCAGCCAGCCCUUCUACACCAGCCGCUGUGGGUACAGGUUGUGUGCCAGAGCCUAUCUGAAUGGGGACGGCUCAGGCAAGGGAACACAUGUCUCACUCUACUUUGUUGUCAUGAGAGGCGAGUUCGACUCACUGUUGCCAUGGCCCUUCAAGCAAAAGGUUACACUCAUGCUUUUGGAUCAAACUGGGAAAAAAAAUCACAUUGUGGAAGUCUUUAGAGCUGACCCCAACAGCAGCAGUUUCAAAAGGCCUGAUGGAGAAAUGAAUAUUGCCUCUGGUUGUCCACGCUUUGUGCCACACACAGUUCUGGAGAACACAAAGAAUACCUAUGUCAGAGAUGACACUCUGUUUUUAAAAGUAGUUGUGGAUCUAACUGAUCUGGAGGAAUUGUGAAGAAAAAAGUAUCCAAUCAGUGUGACUGCUUUAAUUUUUAUGAAAUGCCUUCUUGUUGAUUACUAGCCAUGCAAUAGUGAAUUGCCACCUGUCAGCUACUCAUGUGUUUCAAGGCUCUUGGACCAUGUGACAGACAACGAAUUGUUAAAACAUCAGCCUUUGUUUUUUAACCUUUUUUCAAGCCUGCAGCUUUAAGGCAGCUGUAAGACCAGUCUGAUGUGAACACGCAUUCAAUCCAGUGCUUUGACUAGGCUCAGUGUGGGCUGGGUGUGAAUGCUUGGCUCACAUCACAGGACUAGUAAUUUAGGAUGAAAAUUCUCCUAUAAGCCCUUGGGAGCCCAGGCAGGCCUGUGGGCUCCACUACUCACACCAGUGCACAUUUCACUUGUCUGAAAUGGAAACAUUUCAAUAUUAGCUCGUUUGAAUCAAUGUAUCAUGAGCCCUCAAUCUCCUGGAUUUUUGAAGCAGUGAGAAAGGGGUUCAGCCAGACACCUGUCAGGGAUCUUGCAUACUUUUUUUCAUUAACGUAUUUUUUACCAGGAAUUCCAGAGCAAAAUACCAAUGCCUCUUACUUUUCUAGCCUGAUAUUUCAGCUGUACAGAAGGUCACAAAACGGCUGUGGUAACAUCAUUUUCAUUCCUGCCUAGUGCCUUGGGACUGAUUUCUACUGGUGAUCAACAUCCACAGUCCCCAGCUGAGGUCAAAAGUAGUUGCAUGUCCUUCUUACCUCUCAGGAUAUGGCCAUAAGGUACUCAGCUGCCAGCUCUUGGAAGAAAGGGGACAAAAUUCUUCAAAAGUUUGUCCUUCCAACUGCAUCCCUGGGCCAACCAGCUCUACAGGUGGCAGGAAGAGCUCUGGAUAUGUUUGGGAAAAACCUCAGAUAACAUGCACUGUUCUCCCUAGAAAUUUGGAAUUUUGGGAAUGAAGGGGGAAAUAGACGAGGAAAUGAAGUUCCUGUUGGAACCCAGGUCUCACGAGUAGUGCAGUUUGAGCAUUUGUUAAAAGGAGUGAGAGCUGCAGAGCAAUUACUGAUAACUAUGAAAUACUUAGGAAGAUCUUCAUUUUUAUCCUAAGUUCUCUCCGUAUUGCAAGCGAACAAUUGCAUUUUAUGUGGUUUAUUGGAGACACACUAAGAAUGCCAAGAUCAGGCACCAAGCAACAAGAAGCAAAGAACACACGUGCCUUUUUAAAGUCUUUUGGGUGCUUGUAGGAUGGAUGUAAUUUUGCACACUCAGUCUUUUGUUGUUAGAAGUGACGGAAUUUUGUGUCUCAUUUCUUGCAGAUCAGGUAGUGAAAGAGCAAAAUAUUAUCCACUGCUCCUGCAGCCCACUGGCAAAAUAAAGCUGGAGCUUUUGAAAAGGAUGGCAAGAAAGCAAGCUGGAUUUAGAGUAAGAAUAAACCAGGCAGAAUAAAAACCAAAAUGGGGCACAGACCCCGAGGUAUAAGGUAGAAAAUUCAAGACGGCAAGUGUGGCAAAAUGGAAAAUGCCACUUCUGUGCAGAAUGAUAUAAUAUGAUUUGGUGACUGACACUAAGAUGAGGGCAAAGUACUUUUUAUGUAUUUUAUAUCUGGAAGCUCAUUGCUAUAGGCAUUUACUUUUCCAGGCAGUUUCUGGAAUGUAGAUCAGACAAAUAUUUUCAAAUUUGGAGGUGGAGUGGAGGAGAGGUCUUACGAUCUGUACACCACAGUAAGGUAGUACAUCUGGAAGUCCUUCUUGUUGCACCACGUCUGUGUAUGAUGGGCACACAGGGGUUUUCAUAGUGACCGGACAGAUGAUAAAGGUCCAAUUUUGUUCUUUUGUAUCACCACCAUGACUGACUUUACAGUCCAUUUUCUCCACAUAGCGGAGAGAAUUGGGCCUCGUGUCCUUAACACUUUUCGUUACAGAAAGAGAAGUUUGUUUGAAAGAUAUUGCGAUAUCGUGGGACACUGAUUCUAAGCCUCUGAUGUGGACUUCGUAUUGACUGAUACUUUCAAAGGGAUAACAGAGUGGUGUCAGCUGCAGGUCCUCGGACUGUCCAAUGCGUGAAGUGUAAAAUGAAAGACUGAAGACCCUGGAGAACUGAAGCAGGACGGAAAGGACGCACUCUGUAUCUGGAUGAAUAACAGACCUCUCUGCCUCCACACCCCAAGUAUAAAAUGGGGGUGAUAACACUUGUGGAAGUGUUAGGACUAUUUCAAUGUUUGUGAAGAGUUUUGAGCAUGAAAAGAGCUAAGUACUAUUAGAACUCCAUUUCUGUCUGUUGAGUUGGUGAUGGCGUAGUGAUGUGGGUGUGUGUCAGUGUGUUGCCGGGCCAAUGCUGGGAGCGUGCUCAGCUUUGGGCAGGCUGUGCCUGUGUUGGCGUUACCGUUUUGCCAUGAACGUUCCUUUUAAAAUUCUGAAGCACAAAUGAUUCCCCCUGGGUGACAGAAAUGUCCCCGUUGGAGUACUGCCUAUUUUAUAAUGAAUUUAUUGAGAAAAUUACUUUUUUUUCUAAGGUGAUCUUAUUUAAACUGGUUUCUUUUGUUACAAUAGUUGAGUUUUGUGUUAAGAUUCUCAGCGAUUUUUACUACUCGAGAACCACAUUUUAAAUUUCAUCUCAAGGGUUAGGGAAAAACGUUGUCUAGCAUGAUUACUGGGGAAGGAUUUUGUCGUUGCAUGAUAAAUACCAAAAAACCUUUCAAUAACGUACUGAGUAAACAACUAAAAGCGAGUUCUACAUCAGCACACGGUGCAUUUUUAUGUAGUUACUGACCAUUUGUAACUGUUCGAGUAUCUCUUACUACAGUGCAGGCAUUUUUCUAGCCUAACGUCAUAACUGGAUACGCAAAAACAGGGUCAGAAUAAAUAACGUUUACCACCUCUCCGGAGUGCCGUGAGUCCCGUCGGCGGGCAGCCGUUGCCAUGGGCGGUGCCGAGCGCGGUGCCGGGCGGGCCGUGACGCUCUGCCGGGCCGGGGAGCGCCGCCUCCCGGUCGCCUCCAGCCCUUCCGGGUCAGCGCCGAGCCGCAGCCGGGUCCGUGCUGCCGCCGCGGCCGGCCCGGUAUGGACAACCAGAAGGAUGAGAAAGGCAGGCUGCUCAGUGCAGCUUCUACAGAGGACCUGAAAGUCCGAGG
Messenger RNA from Tympanuchus pallidicinctus (lesser prairie-chicken), 5040 nucleotides. It is a transcript of the gene TRAF5, whose product is annotated as TNF receptor associated factor 5. Gene Ontology annotation, biological process: positive regulation of JNK cascade; tumor necrosis factor-mediated signaling pathway; protein K63-linked ubiquitination. The transcript has 13 exons. The record is from RefSeq and is a predicted model, not a curated record. NCBI's taxonomy places the organism in Eukaryota, Metazoa, Chordata, Aves, Galliformes, Phasianidae. The coding region runs from base 272 to 1945 and encodes 557 amino acids. Gene Ontology annotation, molecular function: zinc ion binding; tumor necrosis factor receptor binding; thioesterase binding. Gene Ontology annotation, cellular component: plasma membrane signaling receptor complex.